AUGUCAGAAAUACACUUUCGGGAAAUGGCCUCUAAAUCUUGGUUGAAUUUUUUAAUUUUCCUCUGUGGAUCAGUAAUAGGUUUUUUUUUAUGCUCUCAGCUAUUUAGUAUUUUGUUGGGAGAACAGGGUGACACACAGCCCAAUAUUCUUCAUAAUGAUCCUCAUGCUAGGCAUUCUGAUGAUAAUGGACAGAAUCAUCUGCAAGGACAAAUGAACUUCAAUGCAGAUUCUAGCCAACAUAAAGAUGAGAACACAGACAUCGCUGAAAACCUCUUUCAGAAAGUUAAAAUUCUUUGUUGGGUUAUGACAGGCCCUCAGAAUCUAGAGAAAAAGGCCAAACAUGUCAAAGCUACAUGGGCUCAACGUUGUAAUAAAGUGUUGUUUAUGAGUUCAGAAGAAAAUAAAGACUUUCCUACUGUGGGAUUAAAAACCAAAGAAGGCAGAGAUCAACUCUAUUGGAAAACAAUUAAAGCUUUUCAGUAUGUUCAUGACCAUUAUUUAGAAGAUGCUGAUUGGUUUCUGAAAGCAGAUGAUGAUACAUAUGUCAUACUAGACAAUUUGAGAUGGCUGCUUUCAAAUUAUGACCCUAAAGAACCUAUUUACUUUGGGAGAAGAUUUAAGCCCUAUGUAAAGCAGGGUUACAUGAGUGGGGGAGCAGGAUACGUACUAAGCAAAGAAGCCUUGAAGAGAUUUGUUGAUGCAUUUAAAACAGAGAAAUGUACACAUAGUUCCUCCAUUGAAGACUUAGCCCUGGGAAAAUGCAUGGAAAUCAUAAACGUAGAAGCUGGAGAUUCCAGAGAUACCACUGGAAAAGAAACUUUUCAUCCCUUUGUACCAGAACACCACUUAAUCAAAGGUUAUCUACCCAAAACCUUUUGGUACUGGAAUUAUAACUACUAUCCUCCUGUAGAGGGUCCUGGUUGCUGUUCUGAUCUGGCAAUUUCUUUUCACUAUGUUGAUUCUACAACUAUGUAUGAAUUAGAAUACCUCGUUUAUCAUCUUCGUCCAUAUGGUUAUUUAUAUAGAUAUCAACCUGCCUUACCUGAGAAUAUAUUAAAGGAAAUAAAUCAAGAAAACAAAAAUGAAGAUACAAAAGUAAAAUUAGGAAACCCUUGAAAGAAAAAUGUGAAUGAACCUAGGUAAAAUGUCCAGCAUUGCAGUGAAGAACUUCUGCAUUUCUGACAUAGAACCCUGAAAUCCCAUUGAGAAAUUCAUUCUAUGAGAACAUUC
Molecule: messenger RNA, 1230 nt
Organism: Marmota monax (woodchuck)
Lineage: Eukaryota; Metazoa; Chordata; Mammalia; Rodentia; Sciuridae
Product: glycoprotein-N-acetylgalactosamine 3-beta-galactosyltransferase 1-like
Exons: 1
Coding region: 1-1116 (371 amino acids)
Cellular component (GO): membrane
Molecular function (GO): N-acetylgalactosaminide beta-1,3-galactosyltransferase activity
Source: RefSeq, a predicted model, not a curated record